AUGUCAAUAGACAGUGAUUAUUUAAGUUUUUAUGAUUGGAUUAAAAAGAAUGGUGGUCAAAUUCAUGAAUAUGUAAAAAUUGAUACUAAAGAAGAACGAGGUCUUUUUGCAACAGAUUCCAUUGAAUCUUAUACUGCUCUUGCUAUUAUACCUCGAUCAUUAAUAAUCAAUAAUCAACAUCCUGAUUUGUCUACUAUUAAUACUGAUACAGAACGACAAACAUUAAUUGUUUUUCUAUUACGUGAAUAUAUGAAAAAUAAUUCAUCAUUUUGGUUUCCUUGGAUAAAACUUUUAAAUAUUGAUAAAGAAGCAAAUGAAUUAUUAACAACACAAAUGCAUCUAUUCGAUUGUGUAGAACAUAGUACAUUAGGUCAAGCAUUAACAGAUCGUUAUCAACAACUUCAAACAGAAUAUGAACAAUUAACUCAAUCGAAUAUUAUUGAAACAAAUUUUGAAUUAUUUUGUGCUAUUGAUCAUCUUAUUUGGUCACGUAUACUUGAUUUACCUGAAAAUGAAUCUCUUUCAUUAGUACCAUUUAUUGAUUUUGCUAAUCAUAAUUUAAAUGCAAAUGCACGUUGGUUUAUUGAUGAUGAAACACAUAAUAUAAUUCUUCGAUCUGAACGAACAUUAAAUUCAAAUGAAGAAAUUACAAUUAAUUAUGGUUUAAAAUCAAAUGAAGAAUUAUUAUAUUUAUAUGGUUUUACAUUAUCUAAUAAUCCAAAUGAUCGUGUUACAUUACCAGUUAGUCUACUACCUAAUGAUAUAUUACUUGAAGAUAAACUUCAAUUAAUUCAAGAAUUAAAAUUACCUCCUCGAUUAACUUUAAAUAUUUAUGGUCAUCUUAAUGAUCAAUCAAAUCGUUUAGUAAAAAUUUUAAGUGCACAAACACAUGAAACAAUUGAUAAAGAAAAUGAAUAUUAUCUACCAUAUCUUUAUAACUUAUUCAAUGAAUAUCUUAAUAAAUUAAAUAUAUGUUCUGAUAAUGAGAUAUUUAUUAAAAAUUAUCUUUAUAGUCAAAAAUCAAUUGUUCAAAAAGCGAUAGAUAAUUUGAAAUAA
Messenger RNA from Rotaria sp. Silwood1, 1056 nucleotides. The record is from the annotation of a GenBank genome assembly. Lineage: Eukaryota; Metazoa; Rotifera; Eurotatoria; Philodinida; Philodinidae.